UACAUCACAUUCUGAAACACCAGCAGCAGUCCGGCCUCCGAGACGGUGCCUCGCCCACCAAAACAAAGCGGCUCAGCCUGUCACUGUGCCUCUGCUCCACUUAAAAUGAAGUGUUGGUGUGUUGUCGUUCACUUAUAGUGCACAGUGCUUCACCACCUACUUAUAUGGGGACCUGUGGCACAUCCCCCAACACAUCACCCCUCCUACUUUUCGAGGGGGCAGAGUCAGCCCUCGCGGGGCAGGGAAGACCCUCUGCAUGAACAUUCCUUACAUUCUUACGUCUUCCCGGAGUGGCGAUGAUCCGUGAAGCUCACGUCAGUCUACAGAGCUUCACGCUGGGCCUGGGCGUGCUGAGCUACCUGAUAGCCUCCUGUGGAGGCCUGGGUGUACUCGGCGUGUGGCUUGGGCACUACUUGUGGGCCUACUGCGGGGUGUUUUACCUGGCUGUCAACCUGCUGCUGCUGCUCGUGUAUCGCGGCGAUGACUGGCAGGUUGCUGUUCGAGGAUGCUUUCUUGGUGCCUGCUGUGGUGGUGGAAUCUUGGUCAGUGUUCUGUCUCCAACGUCCUACCACGUCUUUGGAUGGUACGUGGUUGUGCUCACCGUCUUCCAUUUCUCAGAGUACCUCACCACAGCAAUAGGCAAUCCCAAGACUCUUACUCUGGACUCCUAUCUCCUGAAUCACAGCUGGGCAUAUGGAAUUGCUGCGGUGGUCAGCUGGGCUGAGUUUUUCAUUGAGCGUUGGCUGCUCCAGGAUAUGAAGAUGAUUUGGUAUGUCAGUAUUAUUGGAAUUAUUAUCUGUCUUUGGGGUGAAAUUAUAAGAAAGUCAGCAAUGCUUACAGCCAAGACCAAUUUCAACCACAUAGUACAGGUACGACGGCAGGACGGCCACGAACUGGUGACCUGGGGCGCUUACCAACUCUUUCGACAUCCGAGCUAUGUGGGAUGGUUCUGGUGGAGCAUUGGCACCCAGUUGAUUCUUGUUAAUCCUUUUUGUACCAUUGCUUAUACUCUUGCUUCCUGGUCAUUUUUCAAUGAGAGAAUCCAUUUUGAAGAAAUGACACUCAUAAACUUCUUUGGUGAGAAAUAUUUGGAUUACCAAAAGAAGGUUGGCACAGGUCUUCCUUUCAUUAAGGGAUUCAUUCCAAAAAUACCACGAAAACAGACGUGAAUGAAAUGAAACAAAAGCACAAUUUUUCUAGAGAUGCAUACAUUGUGAUUUUGUAAAUAGGUAAAUAAUCUGAUUGAUGUCAGCAUUACAGUGGAGUGUGUGUAUGUACUGUGUUCAUAGAUCUCAGUUACCAUUUGAGCUUUAAUUAACACAGGACACACUUGAACUAGGGAUUUUACUUUAGUUCUUGUGUAAUUGAUAGGCUUUGUACCUCAAGUCUUUUAAAUGAUUUAAGAGAUAAUUAAUAUACAAAUACCAGACCAUUUGUACAGUAAGCAUAGCACUGAAAAUGAUCUUGAUUUCUUGUUUUUGUGAUUUCCUUGACCAAAUCAUAUUCACAUGGAAUAUUAAAUAAACCAUAAGAUUGUAUGUAUGUAUGUAUGUAUAUACCAGGUUGACAUUCCCAUAAAGAUAGGAAGCAGAGAUAAUGUGUCUCCAUACAUACAGUAUACUGUCACCUGCAUGAAAGAAAUGCAAGAGGUAUGUAUGUCUGUUGAGGAAGGAAGUGGUUGCACUUGAUAGGAAUGAACAGAAAGCAGUUGUGAAAUCAUGAAUGGAGACAUAACCUCAAUGGAAGGAUUUCCCACAUCUGGUCAGAUUAGUUGAUUGGUUUAGGUGGCAUCCAUCCUCAAGGGUAAAUAAGCUGUAUAGUCAUGCUUGAUUAUGGAUCUUGCCAGAUAUACUACUAACCUAUACGCAGUGAAGUAACUUUACCAUGUCUCUUAAUUAUAAGUAACACUACUUUCUUUGGUAUAGCAAGCUAAAAAAAAGAAAAAAAUAAUGAAAAGUAAAAAUAAAAAAAUUAUAUAUAUAUAUAUAUAUAUAUAUAUAUAUAUAAAGUGAAACUAGACAUAUACCAUUAUGUGCAACAGAUUCUCAUGUCAGAGCAUUGACAUGAGAAAAGGUAUGAGUUAUACUAAGUUGAAACUGGUAGUUGUCUGGUAAAGCACUGCUGGAUUUUCUUGGUGGGCAUUCAGCACUGGCUGUGUGAAGUGACGGUGCUUGUUUGUCUCCCAUCAAGGUGCUUAAGUGGUCUGGAAAUUCUAGUUUUGGAGAAUCUGGCUAUAUGGUCUGGUACCUGUAGUUUUAUUAUCUCUUUGCUUGUUUGUUUGAAUAUCUAACAUGAAAAAUAUACAUCAGGUGUUUCUAUUGGUUUAAUGUUUGUAAGUAUAUCUUCAUCUGAAAUAUUGUGCCAUACUGAACAGUAAAAUUAGUUAGUACUAACAAAGUAAAAAGCUUAUAUAAUAUACAGAAGACUCAUUUACUUGUAGCCAAGUAAAUGGGUGCCUAGUCUUGUGCUGAGGAGCUGCUCAUCAUAAAGAGGUGGCGUAAUUCUAGCAUAGUCUCGUAGUGUUGUCUAACCAAUGUACACUGUCUGACAAAAAGUUAUUGCCAUGCCAUUUUACUAAUAACAUACUAAUACUGUUCUGAUGUUUUCAUAGCAGCUUUACUACAAUGUGGUCAUGUCACCACUCAAGCCUUGUGGCAUGGAUUACCUGCAGGCAUGAUGAAGUUUCCAACAGUCUUUCAGGAUGUCAUGGCAACAUUGUCCAUUUAUUAGUAACAUUUCUAAAGUAGGAAGCACAAGCAUGACCUUCCCUUUCUUCUUAAUACAGCUCAUAUGAUUCCAUCUGCAAGCCUCUGCUGGUUCAGUCACGAAGCACUUCAAAUUAAAGGUUACAUGCAAAAUUUAUCAUCACUAAUUAGAUACUAGAGUCCUUUCCGAUGACUUGGCUUGUAAAGAUACCUUGAAAUAAAAUGAGGCAUGAAUGAGAAUUAAGCAAGCUUCAACACAUCCUACCCUUCAGGUCCCCAGGGAUACACUGAUCUCAGAAGACUGCAUUUCUCCACUAGGGCUUCAUGUGAUAGCCAGGUGUAUGAUAUAGAAAUCAAAACAGUAACAAAUAAGUUAUUAUCUUGUGGUUUGGCAACAAUUUUUUGUCAGAUACUGUAGCUCUAAUGUCAAUGUACUAAUCAUUACCUUCUAAAAAAAAUAACUCUGCAUGCCAUAGUGGUAGCUGAGGAAAACCCAACUGUCAUUGUUAUUUUGGCAAACAUUUGGGUAUUAUUUACUGAUAGGAUUACUGUGAGACAAUAUCAAGAACAUGUUAUAGAUUUUUCUUUAACAAAAGAGGUCUUCUGUGUGAAGUUUACUAAUGUCAGCACAAAGUGAAGAGCAUCUCUUACAUUACCUGCUACAUCACACUUAUGGAAAUUGAAUCACAACACUGCACUACUCAAACCCUUGAUAACAUUUCCCUUGCUGGAACAAUAAUUUUGUACUGACAUAUUUGACUUCAUCACCAUCACAGCAAUGACAUCUUCCUCUUAACAACAUUCUACACAAGAUUCUUCUUAGCACACAUCUCUGAAGAACCACUCCAUUAAGAAACCCAAGUAUGCCUCACCAGUUUGCUGUGAACACACUCCUGCUCUGAGCAGUUAUUAAUACAGAAUCCAUUUCAGACAAAAUCCAUCAUGCCCACAUUGCAGUGGUGUACCACAUGGCAUGUUAUCACCUCAGGUACCUCAGUCGCACAAGUAAAAGCUUGAUAGAGAAUCUGGGAAGCUAAAGCGGGUAGUUUACUGCAAUCCACAGGAUUCAUGAAUGCUCCAUUAAUAAGUAAUGACAUCUUAAAGCAUGUCAGUAUUAUGGAAGUGAGAUAUGAUGUACAUAUUUCAUUAUCUUCAGUGUUUAACCAACCUGGAAUAGGCAUGAGGCUAUGGUACUUCCUUGUUGGAGGAGGUUCAGUUCUUCUCUGAGCUGUAGUUUUUUAAGAUCUUGUGUUUUGAAGUGUUUUAGUUUUUGUAAGCAGUCCCCUAACCUAAGCUUAUGUCGUUUUGGAACAAUGUUGAUUUUUAUUCCUUUUCAGUAAGUUGCCUAAGUGAUUUUAUUUAACAUACCUAGAGAUCUCAAAUUCUUAUCUAGUUUAUGUGUGUAUGUAGUGUGUGAAUUGUGUAAAGAGUAAAGUGUGAAGUCAAA
This is a messenger RNA of Scylla paramamosain (green mud crab), 4152 nucleotides long. It is a transcript of the gene ste14, whose product is annotated as protein-S-isoprenylcysteine O-methyltransferase-like. The transcript is spliced from 2 exons. Gene Ontology annotation, molecular function: protein C-terminal S-isoprenylcysteine carboxyl O-methyltransferase activity. Gene Ontology annotation, cellular component: membrane; endoplasmic reticulum. The record is from RefSeq and is a predicted model, not a curated record. The coding region runs from base 297 to 1169 and encodes 290 amino acids. Lineage: Eukaryota; Metazoa; Arthropoda; Malacostraca; Decapoda; Portunidae. Gene Ontology annotation, biological process: C-terminal protein methylation.